AUGGAUAUUGAAGAUCUCGGCCACCUUGCACGCAAACCCAAAGUCACAAACUUCAGGAGAACUCAUAAUUUUACUCCACUAAUAUUGUUGACAUCAUUUUCAUCAUACUUCCUCUCCCGCGUCUUAAUCGUUAAUCCAUCUCUCUACAUUUACCCUCUGGUCCUAGAGCAGUAUAACCCUUGUACUAUCCGUAACCUCAAGCCAGGCUCUAUCAAGGAAUGGUGUACUUGUGGUUUAACAAAAAAAGGCCCAUGGUGUGAUGGGAAAUCACAUAAAGGUACGACAUUCAAGCCCCUUAGAUGGCGUGUGCCUGACGGACCGAAUGCUCAAACUAUGUACAGUAUCUGUGAUUGUCGUUAUACUACACGUCCUCCAUUUUGUGAUGGCAUUCACUAUGAUCUUCCACUUCGCUAUUUGAAAAAGAUUAAAGAAUGUCCUAAGCAACCUCACGAUCCCGCUGUGACAAAGCUUUGUGAGGAAUGUGGCUGGGCUGGACCUCGUGAGAGUUGGCCAGAAUUACCAUCGACAGAUUCGGAUUCAGAUUCGGAAAAUAGCAAUUUAUCUGACGAUGAAGCAAAAACAAGGAGAAUAGCAGCAAAUACUCCCAAGGUUCAGCUACAGGCUCCAGAACACAGCGAGGAGAUGAUGUUUACCAAGGUCGGAUGUAAUGGUUCGUGUCAAACACAGCAGACACAGCAACAACAAUCUGAAGAUCCAGAAAUUAGCACAAUCACUGACGGUGUCAAACAUGUUCAAUUAUCAUAA
This is a messenger RNA of Lobosporangium transversale, 765 nucleotides long. RefSeq lists its product as hypothetical. The record is from RefSeq and is a predicted model, not a curated record. Lineage: Eukaryota; Fungi; Mortierellomycota; Mortierellomycetes; Mortierellales; Mortierellaceae. Gene Ontology annotation, molecular function: 2 iron, 2 sulfur cluster binding. Bases 1 to 765 code for a protein of 254 amino acids. The transcript has 4 exons. Gene Ontology annotation, cellular component: intracellular membrane-bounded organelle.